AUGCAGGCUCCAGAAAACGCCCAGCGAAGUGAGGAGAGAGAAGAGGGCGACAUAAGUACACCAGGGGGUCCUGGAGGGCCUGACCCUACUGGUGGUGGUGAAGGGGCACUAGUGGAUGGCGCUGUAGCUAGGGAGCUCCCCGAAGACCAGGGUGUGGGGCAGGGGCCUAUGCCCAGAGGAGAAGCAUCUGCUCCCUCUGGAGACUCCACAGGAGAACCACAGGAGUUCCGCCUCUCAGUGCCUUUCCGUAGCGCCAUGGAUGCAGAAUUUGUUUGCCUACACCUUUCCUUGGUAGCUGACCCUCCUACAAGGGGAGUUCACAGAGAGAUCACAGUGAGUGGCAAAGACCUGAAAAUCCUGAUAACUUCAGAAGACGCCCACCUUCUCGAGAAUUCUAUCAACUACAUUUUGGAUCUGCUUUCGCCCAUGCUUCCCUUAAUGGAUAGCAUUGAGCAAUAAUUUCUGAACAAGCCUCAGCUGCAAAACAGGAUUCAGUUUUCCUCAUCUAUCAUCCAGCCCUAAGCAGUGACAGCCUAGUACAGUGAUUCCUCAGGUGCCCUGCCAAUUAGUUGGGGAAAUCCCUGUUUUUUCUCUAGACCACCAU
Molecule: messenger RNA, 604 nt
Organism: Cavia porcellus (domestic guinea pig)
Lineage: Eukaryota; Metazoa; Chordata; Mammalia; Rodentia; Caviidae
Product: EKC/KEOPS complex subunit LAGE3-like
Exons: 3
Coding region: 1-459 (152 amino acids)
Cellular component (GO): EKC/KEOPS complex
Source: RefSeq, a predicted model, not a curated record